Protopolystoma xenopodis is the source of this 498-nucleotide messenger RNA. NCBI's taxonomy places the organism in Eukaryota, Metazoa, Platyhelminthes, Monogenea, Polystomatidea, Polystomatidae. The record is from the annotation of a GenBank genome assembly.
AUGGUCUCGGAUUGUUGCUGCUGCCUUUUCCUGCUCUCCCCGGACUCGUCCGAGUUGCGGCGCCGAGUCCCUGCGGGCUUUGUGCCAAUCGAUCCGUGGGUGCAGGCUUCAAACCGCCAACUCGCUGUUCGGCGAGCGAUGCGAGAUGCCAUGGUCGUCAUGGACAGCAACAACAGCAACGCUUGUCUCGUCUGGCAACGGGGUCGUCGUGUUGACUACGCGGCUGUCGAGUCGGCGCUUCGUUCGAGGCCGCUCGAGAUGGGCCCGGAGGAGCGGAGGAGAGCGGCUCGACGCCGCCUACGCCGGCGUCGACAGGUCGCCACUUCUGGCGACAUCUCCGAAAACCAGAGCAACUGGACCCGAUACCAACGCGUCGCCUCGGGCCUUCCGGCCGUGGAGGUCGGUGAGGCCGAGGCGGAGGCGAGCGCCGAGACCGAGGAGGAUUCGACCGAUCCGCAGCCCGAGGGCCUGCGCACCGGCUCGGUGAUGAGCUUCGGC